Molecule: messenger RNA, 2935 nt
Organism: Thunnus maccoyii (southern bluefin tuna)
Lineage: Eukaryota; Metazoa; Chordata; Actinopteri; Scombriformes; Scombridae
Gene: ttll2
Product: tubulin tyrosine ligase-like family, member 2
Exons: 4
Coding region: 117-2066 (649 amino acids)
Biological process (GO): microtubule cytoskeleton organization; protein polyglutamylation
Cellular component (GO): cilium
Molecular function (GO): tubulin-glutamic acid ligase activity; tubulin binding
Source: RefSeq, a predicted model, not a curated record
ACAGUACACACCAGUUGAUAGGAAAGCCUCUUCCCACCUGCCCUUCAUUUACCUGACAGGAAGAAAACAAGGCUGACUGUUAAUGUGGGUUCAGCAUUUAAAGUUUAUGAUGCUGCAUGGCUGCGUCGCUGGUGUUCAGACUGCAUGACAGAGGUCCUGAGCUGGUGAGGGAGGUCCUCCUGGAGCGAGGAUGGGAGGAAUAUGAUGAAGGACAACGAGAGGAGGAAGACUGGAAUCUCUACUGGCGAGGCUCAGCGUUUCGCAACUCUGAAUAUUACAACUUGUUGCCAUGGCAGCGCCUCAACCACCAUCCAAAAACUGUUGGUAUCACGCGCAAGGACUGCUUGGCACGCAACCUGAGGAGGAUGAGAGCCACGUUUGGUUCGGCUCUCUAUGACUUCAGUCCCACCGCCUUCAUCCUCCCCAACGACUUCACCCGCUUCCUGGCUGAAUACAACAACCUGCGUCUGACCGGAGAACUGUCGGUCUACUGGAUCUGUAAACCCGUGGAUCUCUCCAGAGGCAGAGGGAUCUUCAUCUUUGAGAAUAUGAAGGACUUGGUGUACGACAGCUCUGUGAUCGUACAGAGGUACAUCAGCAACCCUCUGCUGAUCUCCGGCUACAAGUUUGACCUGAGGAUCUACGUGUGUGUGAAGAGCUUUCAUCCUCUGACUGUUUACAUUCAUCAGGAAGGCCUGGUGCGUUUCUCCACUGAAAAAUACAACCUGUCGUCUUUGCAAAACCUGUACGCUCACCUCACCAACACCAGCAUCAACAAGUUCGGUCCUUUCUAUAAAUCCGAGAAGGAGCGGGUGGGCCAAGGAUGCAAGUGGACCAUGAGCAAGUUCAGACAUUUCCUCCACAGCCAAGGAAUCAACGAGCUUCUCUUGUGGCAGAAGAUCAACAACAUCGUCACCCUGACCCUCCUCACCAUCGCUCCCUCCGUCCCGUCCUGUCCCAACUGUGUGGAGCUGUUCGGCUUUGAUAUCCUGAUCGAUGUGAUGUUUAAACCCUGGCUGCUGGAGGUCAACUACAGCCCUGCAUUGACUCUGGACUGCCAAGCGGAUAUUACGGUGAAAAAGGGGCUAAUCAGUGAUCUGAUUGAUUUAAUGAACUACACAUCGAUUGACGGUUUGAGAGAGAGAGCUUAUCAGAGGCAAGGGUGCAAGCCGCUCUGUUUUCAUGCUAACCAACCUACAUACGUUUCGAUACCUGUGCUCUCAAACUUUAAAGAACCCAACAUUCAGAAGAAAAGAAGAGGCAGCCAGUCUCCACAAACUCAAACCCUCCCUCUGUUAAAAACUCUUCGCCAGCCUGACAAGACGAGCCAAAGGAAGUCCAGACAUCAUGCUUUUGUAUCUGGCUGCCAAAGACACCUGCCCCUUGUUGACUUUAACAAGAUAUACGCUGCCAGGGGCAGAAUAAUUAACAGCAACACAGCCGCGGCUACCAAACCCCACACAGACAAGAACCUAAACCUGAUACUCGGCCCACAUUCAAGCACGAACAUGUCAGCGGUGAACAGACAGACGUGUCCGGCUCUUGCACCGUGCCUGAUGGGCAACAGGAGUCUUGACGUGUCUGAGCUUACAAACCAUGACGACACCGAAACAGAAACCGAGACGCAGGCCUCAGCAGAGACAGACGUUUCCUCUUCGAUACCUGAUAUCCCUCAGCGGGGGUUGCGGUUCAGGAGUUCUGCUGCGUCCUGCAAGCUCCCAAACAUCCACAGUGGGAGACUCAGGCCAGUAAAAAUCCCUUUGGAUGGAAACACAGCAUCGAACAGACAACAUAUUCCUCCAGUGAGAGUUGGAGGCUUCAUACGGACUUUCCCGUUUAACACAGCGACGCUGAAGGCCUCACGACACACACUGGAUGUGAAGAUAAUCAUACAGGAGCUUCACAAGCUGACCGGUCAGCUGGCUGCAGGCCAAUCAGUCAAGAAGAAGUCGAGGAGUGAAGAGGAGAAAACGAAGAAGGACACAGAUGGAGAGGAAGGAUUUGAUUCACUGUUCUGGGGACCAAAAGAUCCUCCAUUGCUCAGUCAGUGCUUAAAACAGGUUUAGUUCCCUUUUUUUUCUGGAUUUGGUGCUAAACAAACAACUUGUUCCUCCUAGAUAGUUAUAUCUCUUCCAGAGAAACUGGCAACGUAGAAAACGUCACCAAAGCCUGUCUGUGCCAGCAUGGUUUCUCUCCAGGUUCUCAGGCUUCCUCCCACAGUCUAAAAACAUGCAGGUUUGGUUAACUGGUGACUCUAAAUUGCCUGUAGAUGUGAAUGUGUGAAUGGUUGUCUGUCUCUAUACUAUGUCAUGCUCCCUCAUGACCCGCUAGAAGAUAAGCAGUAAGAAAUGGAUGGAUGGAUAGAUGGAGUGAUAGUCACUUUUUCCCAGUGAAGAGUAGAUAAGGGCGGAAAACAAAAGUUCUUACAGUCACAGUGACAUUUAUCAAUAACAAUAUAUUUCAACCAAAACUUUUAAUUUUUCAGUUGAGUUUGUGAGUACUGGCGCUGACUUUUCACUCUUGUACAAUCUUAAAGAGAAUAAAUGACGUAAAGCUACAUGCAACAGACAAUUAGCAGAGACGUAAAAGUUUAUCAGAUAACUCGUUAAGAUGAGUGACAAGUGUCGACCAAAUGAAAUAUCAGAAUGUGAGAUAAACAAUAAUGAAACAAGGAUUGAAUUAGUUAAUUUUCUUUAACAUUUUAUUGUUCCAUGAUCAUUUACUUGAUACAUGAGAGUGAAAUACAAAGAGAUACACUUCAUUUUCUACUACUGUUUAGAUACAAACUGUAUUUCACUGGUUGUGUACUUGACAAUAAAGUUGAAUCUAAUCCAAUCUAAAAGAAUCUAUAAUCUAUGAUUGUUGGUUUACUGAUCUUUGUUUGUACAAUAAGAGUUUCCUCCCAACACUACAUCUAUACUCACUCUGUCUCACA